AUGGUAAUGAAAUCCAGACACAAGAGUAACUGUGGUGCUAUCACACAAUCUAAACUGAGAACAGAAGGGACCCCAGGGAAUCAUCAGGCUUCAUUUUCAGGAGGAUCCUCAACUUAUUUGGAUGAAGUACCUUUUAAAAUUUCUCAGAAGUUUCAGUUCGUUGCUUCAGAAAAACUGUCUCCACUAUCAAACUUCUAUGUGCCUGAUCACUCUGAGACAGUGAUAAAAACACAGUAUGAUUUCACUCUGGAAAAGAAGAUUCUGGAAUGGCUGCAAGACUGUUCCCUCAGAGAACCUCCAAGGCUUACACCAACAUGUCCACCAUUUUGGCUUGCUUUUUCUGAUCUUGGGGAAGAUGACACAAAUAAUAAUUCCCAGCGCACUAAAGUUCAAAACGACCAUAUGGUUUUACAGACCAAGAGGUUCAGGAGUUUCAGUGUGACAGACAUUAAAUAUGUUCGCGCUACACCUGUACAAUCAGACUCAGAAAGUGAUGAUGGAUACUCAGAGGAUGAUGAACUGUCAUCGUCUGAUGAAAAUGAAAAGCAGAAGCUUCCUUCAGCGCCGCAUUUCAGGAACAAAUUUAAUCUUCAUUCCAGAUUGCUAGAUGGGAGACCAGCCUCGUCCCCUUUCAGUUCGGAUAGCCCUUCCAGAGGCCAGCACUGUGAGAGAUGUCUUAGUGCUAGUUUAACCCGACUCCCUCAUAUCUCUGACCAUAGGCCGUCACCUCUUUGCAACAAUAUUGAUAAUGAGGAAGAUGUUUGGAGGCAUAGGUCAAACUGGUCACAGGGACAUACACCAAGAAAAUUUUGUAGAAAAUCUCUCUGUCAGCACCAAAACAACAGAAAUGGCAAGAAUAUGAACUCAGAGCAAAUUAUGAUUGGAAGUCCACCGUUAUCCUCUAUGCGAUGUCACCUGGAAAGAUCAUUUACGUUCAGGGCAAGAAUUCCACUCAGAAAACACAAAUCACCACUUCUGACCCUCAGUAAGCAUUCCUGCCUUCCGGCGCCUCCGUCAACUCCAAGACCUUUAUAUUCCCACAAAACUCUCCCAGACUCUACUGCUGACCUACUACUGGCACUGAGUCAAAAAGAGCAGGACCUCAUCCAGCCACUGAUGAGACAGGGCUACCCAAUAAGCAGAGUGAUUUGGGCAAUCCAGAACGUGGGACAACAAAGCAGAAAGCAGGUGUGUUUACCUCUCCUUGCUUAA
Molecule: messenger RNA, 1212 nt
Organism: Rhincodon typus (whale shark)
Lineage: Eukaryota; Metazoa; Chordata; Chondrichthyes; Orectolobiformes; Rhincodontidae
Gene: ubap1lb
Product: ubiquitin associated protein 1-like b
Exons: 4
Coding region: 1-1212 (403 amino acids)
Biological process (GO): ubiquitin-dependent protein catabolic process via the multivesicular body sorting pathway
Cellular component (GO): ESCRT I complex
Molecular function (GO): ubiquitin binding
Source: RefSeq, a predicted model, not a curated record